Messenger RNA from Theobroma umbraticum, 1689 nucleotides. Its product is annotated as tetrahydroanabasine acetyltransferase-like. Lineage: Eukaryota; Viridiplantae; Streptophyta; Magnoliopsida; Malvales; Malvaceae. The record is from RefSeq and is a predicted model, not a curated record.
AUAGUUUAUUACAAAGUUGCUCUGUAGUGGGUUGAGCCAAAGCAAUACUUACCCACCUUCUUCGGAUGUAUACGCAUUAGGAAUAAAGCCAUAUUGGUACAAUAUUGGGGUAAAGUUCUAAUAAAAAUCCUAUAUAAUCAGUAUGGCCGUACCCUUCCUGAAUUUCAAGUUUCAAGUUUCAACUCUCACCUUAGACUUUGAUAACUUCAUAUUUUUACCAUGGCAGCCCAUUGCAAUAUUCCGUUCUCAGUAGGAAGGAAAUGUACUGUGCUUGUAAAACCAUCAACACGCACACCUACAGAAGUUCUUUCUUUAUCCACCCUCGACAACAAUCCCAACCUUGAGCGUAUUGGUCAGAUUAUUUUCUCGUAUCAAGCAAACAAUGAUCUUAAACAAAAAUUAGUCAGCAACCAGAUCCAGCUUUGCAUAAUUGAGGAAGCUCUCUCCAAGCUCUUGGUUCAUUACUAUCCACUAGCACGAAAGCUGAAGAGGCAAAGUGAUGGAAAGCUUCAAAUCAACUGCAAAGCUGAUGGGGUGCCUUUCUCAGUGGCAACUGCGGAUUGCAAGGUUUCUUCUCUGAAUUACUUGGACUGCAUAGAUGUUGCAAUUGCUAGACAAUUUGUCUUGGAUCUUCCACCUGAUUUGGACAAUGGGUGUCACCAGGUAAUGUUUUAGGUGACCAAGUUUGCUUGUGGAGGUUUCACGGCUGCAAUGGGCAUGGCACACACAGUUUUGGAUGGAUUUGGUGCAGCUCAUUUCUUUCGAGCGCUAACUGAGCUUGCCAGGAAAUGGUGUGAGCCCUCAGCGAAACCUAUCUGGCAGAGGGAGAGACUGGUGCCAAAACCAGCCUUGGAAACUUCUGAAUUCUUGCUGGAUAAGAAUUCUUUAGCAACUUCACCAUAUUUGCCUACUAAGGACAUUGUCCAAGAAUACUUUUAUGUAACUGCUAAGAGUAUUAAAAGACUUAAAACGAGUUUGAUGGAAGAAAGUAAGGAUCAAGAUGAACACCUGACGGAAAGUUUUACCACUGUUGAGGUGCUUGGUGCCUAUGUAUGGAGAUCGAGGUUUAGAGCUUUAAAAUCGGAUCCCAAUGGAAAAACCUUGAUUCGUUUAGCUGUAGGAAUAAGGCACCUCUUGAAUCCACCAUUGCCUGAUGGAUAUUAUGGGAAUGCUUUUAUCACUAUAAAUGUUGUAUUGACUGGAGGGGACCUUGACGAAGAGGAAGGACCACCCUCCAAGGUUGUGAAACUAAUCAAAGAGAGCAAGCAACUUGCUUCUACCGAGGACUACAUCAGGGCGGCCAUGAGCCGGACGGAGAAACGCCGACUACUAAGUAACAAGCCUGAUGUAGCCACCGGAGCAUUGAUGGUGCUAACGGAUCGGAGACAGUUAGGCGUACGAGGUGAAGUGGACUUCGGAUGGAAAGGUUUUGUGAACAUGACAUCGCUGCCAUGGAAAAUAUAUGGGGACGUGGACUUGUGUAUUCUAAUGUCUCCUUGCAAGCUAGACCAUUUCAUGAAAGGUGGGGUUAAAGUGCUUGUUUCCCUUCCUAGAGCUUCCAUGGCCAAGUUCAAGGAAGAGAUGAAUGCUCUCAUGCAUGGUGCUUACCUUAUAACCUCACUGCUUUAUAACAUGGGGAAAUUGUACAUCUUUCGCCAUUAUCCCAAGAUUCAUAUCCCAAGAAAAUGA